AUGUCUUCUCUUGGCAGCACCGAUCUUGCCGGCCUGACUACAGACGACAAGAACUUGUACCUUUUCUAUCAAAGGUCUGGCUACAUUGUCGAAGCCUUUUCCGAGGAAGGUGGCCCUCCCACGCAGACAUCUGUGCAAGUCGCCGCAGACGCGCAGAGUGGUGGUUCCCCUUUGACUGCCUACUAUGUCAAAGAGGAUAUGAACUACGACAAGCAUUCCACGAUCCACAUGAUCUAUCUCAACAAAGAAGGCCACUUGAUUGAAAAGGUCAGAAGGGUCUCCUCGGACAAGUGGGAAGACGCUCCCAAGCCACCAGGCCAUGCCGCAGAAAACUCGCGCAUCACCAGUGGUGUGUCCCAGAAGGGCUUCGAACGGGAAAGCUCUCAUGGAACCCAGGUGGUAUUCUUCGUUAGCCGAGAGGAGCAUGGGAAGUCGCCCAUUACUGAACUUCGCCGGGACAACAAGGGUAACUUCCACCUGGAACACGUGCUUUCGGACGAGCCUCUCUCCCUUCCUGGAACGCAUCUCGCAUGUAUUGUCACUCGGGAGAAUGUGGACCUGUAUCACCAAGACCAUGACAAGAAUAUCAAGUGGUGGAGAUAUGAGGCCGAACGCAAGCGCUGGGAAAGUAAGUUGGCACCUCCCGAAGCCCAUUUGCUUCUAGCAAGGCUGAUCUUCUGUCCCUUAUUCUAG
Molecule: messenger RNA, 693 nt
Organism: Aspergillus oryzae RIB40
Lineage: Eukaryota; Fungi; Ascomycota; Eurotiomycetes; Eurotiales; Aspergillaceae
Exons: 3
Coding region: 1-693 (230 amino acids)
Source: RefSeq, a predicted model, not a curated record